AUGUAUGUCCUGAAACACAAAGACGAAGUGUUCAACAAGUUUGUUCAGUGGAAGGCAGAAGUUGAAACAUACAGUGGGAGAAAGCUGAAAGUUCUCCGCACUGACAAUGGAGGAGAGUACACGUCAAAGGAGUUUGACGCGUUCCUGAAGACAGAAGGAGUUCGACACGAACUCACAGUGCCCAAGACUCCUGAACAAAAUGGGGUAGCAGAGAGGAUGAACAGAACACUCGUGGAGACAGUGAGGUCAAUGCUGGCUGAUGCAAAGCUGCCACAGAAGUUCUGGGCUGAAGCGCUAGCAACAGCAGUGUAUCUGAGAAACAGAAGUCCGACCAAAGCUGUAGCAGACAUGACACCCUAUGAAGCCUGGACCGUGAGUCAUCUCCGUGUGUUUGGAUGUGAUGCCUAUGCUCACAUACCAAAGGAUGAAAGGAAAAAGUUGGACCCAAAGGCAAGGAAGUGUAUACUGCUAGGCUACGGAACAGAAACGAAAGGAUACAGAUUGUAUGACACAAAACAAACAAAAGUCUUCUACAGCCGAGACGUGGUGUUCAACGAAUCAGUCUGUGGUGUUGAGACAUCCGAAGAUAACCAUGAGCACAGUUUGAUGGAGUUCGACUGCGUAAACAGUGAAGAACCAGUCGUCACUGAAACAGCAGAGCCAGAGGCUGAGACUCAAAGGCCAGUCAGAGCUCGACAACCGCCAGAUCGCUAUGGAGAGUGGGCGACCGUCGCUGAAAGUGACCUGUGUGAGCCUGAAACAAUGCAUCCUGGAGAGUGUUCAGCUAUGGAUCGACCGAAGAACAUGGAGGAUGUGUCACCUAAACGAGUAAACGUAAACACAGAGACGAAGAAAAGGAAGCUUGACUCAGACAAUGUGCCGUUGGAGAGGUGCUCUUUUUCAGAACACAGCCGGGUCUCAGAGAGGACCAGCUGCACAAUGGACUCAGGGAACUUCACAGAAGAGUCUGACCUCUCUACUAGUGAUUUUUUUAGACUGCUGACUGAAGAUCAGCUCAGGUGCCCAAUCUGUAAAGAGGUACUGAGGGAUCCAGUCGGCAUCCCCUGUGGACACAGCUUCUGCAGGCAAUGCAUCAAUUCAGACUGGCAGCAGCCCAACCAAGAGGAUGUCUUUGCCUGUCCACAGUGCCAAGCAACUUACAGCACGAAACCACUGUAUUACAUCAGUGGAGUUGUGGCUGAAGUUGUGAAGAGAGCAAAGUUUAGUCCAGAGUUGCCCCAUAGCAGCUAUGCUAGACAAGGGGAUGUAGUCUGUGAUUUCUGCACAGGUAGAAAGCUGAGGGCAGUCAAGUCCUGUCUAACCUGCACAGCCUCCUACUGUGGAAUCCACAUCAAAGAACACUACUAUCCGGCAAUGGAACAUCAUAUAAUGGUCGAGCCAACUGAAUACCAGAGGAAGCAUUUCUGCCUUAAGCAUCGGGCAGUUAAUGAUGUCUUCUGUCAGACUGACAAGGUUUCCAUCUGCAGUGAUUGCGCACUGUUGGAGCAUAACGGCCAUGACCUCAAGAUUGUGGACGCUAAACAGCUUCUCCAGUCACCACAGGUGCCUGAAGCAGGUGUCAGCUUGCCAACAGGUGCCGUGGUAUCACCUGCAGCAGGCUCCACAUUCCCACAGAUGAGCGCUGCACUGGCCGGGACAUCCCCAGGGUCCUCCCAGUGCUCCAGUGCAGACUGGAUCCCUAGAGCGCCAAGGAAAAGGGGGAAAGCAGGUUUUCACUGCAAACUACAGAAUAUACAAUCAGAUAGACUGGCUGGCCAGGAGGGAACAUCAAGUGAAAGGCUGAAAAUUGGGAUAAGUUGUUCACCUACCCCCAGUCAGGACUCGUUGAAGACACACCGGUCAAUGGAUUUGCCUGAUGAAACCUGCACAGGGUUGUUCGCCUACCCCUAG
Engraulis encrasicolus (European anchovy) is the source of this 1911-nucleotide messenger RNA. RefSeq lists its product as uncharacterized. The transcript is spliced from 8 exons. Gene Ontology annotation, biological process: DNA integration. The record is from RefSeq and is a predicted model, not a curated record. Gene Ontology annotation, molecular function: zinc ion binding; nucleic acid binding. NCBI's taxonomy places the organism in Eukaryota, Metazoa, Chordata, Actinopteri, Clupeiformes, Engraulidae. The coding region runs from base 1 to 1911 and encodes 636 amino acids.